Molecule: messenger RNA, 1023 nt
Organism: Carica papaya (papaya)
Lineage: Eukaryota; Viridiplantae; Streptophyta; Magnoliopsida; Brassicales; Caricaceae
Source: RefSeq, a predicted model, not a curated record
UCUUCUCCAUUGUUACUCCUUUCCCUCACGCAUUUCAUUUCCCCUGCACCAAAACUCAACACCAUCAAAGCCACCUUUCCUGUAUAGGAAACAAUGAGUCUAAAGAUCUUUGCACGAACUUUAAUCCAAAAUUCGGUUAUAAGUAGAUCUUACUAUACGAACAGAGUCAACAAAACCACUUUGUACUCCAAAAUCAGUCCGCUGGGGAACCCUAAGACGAGUGUUGUUCCAGAGCUUGAAAGUUGGGUGAAAAAUGGAAACAAGGUUCGGUUCGCGGAGCUUCAACGUAUCAUUCACGAUCUUCGCAAGCGAAAGAGAUUCACUCAGGCUCUUGAGGUUUCUGAGUGGAUGAACAAAAAGGGAAUUUAUGUUUUUACUCCGAGUGAACAUGCUGUGCAACUGGAUCUGAUUGGCCAUGUUCGUGGAUUUCUCUCUGCCGAGAGCUAUUUUAAUAACCUAAAGGACCAGGAUAAAACAGACAAGACAUAUGGUGCUCUUCUGAAUUGCUAUGUACGGCAGCGACAAACUGAUAAAUCUAUUACCCACAUGCAUAAGUGUAUGAAGGCUGCUCUUUCUCUGCAUGCGGGGAAUAAAGGAUUGAAACCGAAUCUUAAGGUGAUUUUAAGCAUUUUAAAUUGGCUUGCUGAUGAGGGUAGUAUUGAAGAUGUAGAGGAUUUUGUGGCUUCAUUGAGGACUGCUAUUCCAGUAAACAGACAAAUGUAUCAUGCCUUGAUUAAGUCGAGUCUAAGAUGUGGUAGAGAGGUUGAUGGGCUUUUGGAACAAAUGGAGGCUGAUGAGAUAGAUGAAGAUGAAGAAACAAAGAAGAUAUUGUCUGUGAGGCAGAAGUGAUUGAAACAUAGGAAGAAUUAUGCUGCCGAUUUUGCAAAUUCCAACCAAAUUUAUUACUUGGUAGGCUAGUAGCCUUUUAUGGUGCAAUUUAUGGCAGUUCAAUUUUGUUUGUUUGCAUUGCUGAAUAGUGACAUUUGCACCUAAUUUAUUAACAUCACUGGUACAUUUUCUGAC